This is a messenger RNA of Fonticula alba, 2391 nucleotides long. RefSeq lists its product as hypothetical. The record is from RefSeq and is a predicted model, not a curated record. Lineage: Eukaryota; Rotosphaerida; Fonticulaceae. The transcript is spliced from 7 exons. The coding region runs from base 1 to 2391 and encodes 796 amino acids. Gene Ontology annotation, biological process: regulation of transcription by RNA polymerase II.
AUGGACGACCACGCUGCAGCAGGCUCAGCCACCCGGCGACCGUCGGCUGACCCUCCGCCGCUCUUGGUGGAACGGAAAUCCUCACGCGCGGCCAGCCGCCAGGCGUCCGACCGUCUGUCGCGGCUCUACUCGAUGGAUGACCCGACCAGCUACCUGGAAGGGAUGUCACCCCUUCCCUUGUGGCGGGGCACCAGCCCGCCGGUGGAAGACGAGGACUGCGCAUAUGGCAAGGAUCUCCGGCAUCCGAUGGAUUCGCCCUCCUCACGAUCAGGAUCAAAGCGCCCUCGACAUAUGGUGCUCUCCCGCGUCGACAGUCCCGACGAUCAGGCCAAUCGGCCAUUGCGUCCUGUUGAGCUGCCCGGUGGCACCGAAGCGUCGCUCAACAGCCCGCUCAUGAGCUGGGCCAUGUCCCAUCUGGAGAUGUGCAUCUUUCGCGGCGGGCAAUCUGGCGAUCUGCAUCCGGCGCGGCUCACCGUGCCGAAGGGGCCUCGACACCUCCAACAGCCGGGUCCCCCGGCAUCAGCACUCCUCUCUCCGCAUUCGGUGAUGUAUGAUGCUGAUGAGGAGGACCUUGUCUUCUUGGACCACCUCAAUCACCUGCUCGGGGGCCUGGGCCGCCCAAUGACCGUGGAUCUGCUGGAAAAGGUCCUCUUCACCUUUGAGAGUGUCUACAAUGCCCACGAGGAGCUGGUCCUGUCCAUGUGCCUGCCCUACCUGCCGCCGGUGUUGGCCGACACCACUGGCUUCUUCCAGUUUCCCGUGGCACCCGGCCAGCCCGGCGUGCCCGAUCCCUUUGCCCAGACGGACUCGCUGGGCCUGCUGCCGGCGCACUAUGUCCACGCGCGGAAGGCCGACUACGACAUUGCCUUCCAUCGCGCCUUGCGGGGGUCCCGCUCUUCGCCCGAAAGCGGCUCCGCCGAUGGCGAGCUUGACUCCCUCUGUGACAUAGCUCUCCGCUGUGACGCGUGCCGGGAUGAUGCCUUCGAUGACACGAAUGAGCUGGUCGUGUGCGAGAGCUGCGGUGCCGUGGUGCAUAUGACCGUCCCGGAGACCGGGUGGCUGUGCAAGACGUGCGAGGCCGCACCGCUGCUCUUCUCGCCGGUUGGCCCGGCCCGGCCGCCGUGCAUUCUCUGUCCGCCUCCCCGGGCCUCCAGUCACCACCCGGCCGGGGGCUUCUGCCCAAUGAAGCAGACCCCGGCUGGCGAGUGGGUCCAUGCUUCCUGCGCCAUGUGGGUCCCUCCGGUGGGCGUGGAAUCGGUCCGGCGCAUGGAGCCUGUCGUUGGUGUGGCUGACAUCGAUCCGGCUCGCUUCACCGCGGCCGCCCUCGUGUGCGAUCUGUGCGGCGUGUCGGAUCCCACCCGAGGCGCCACCCUGCAGUGUACAUCCUCCUCCUGCACGGCCGUCAUGCAUGUCGAAUGUGCGGUGAACCGGUCGCUUGCCAUGGUCAUGUCCGACUCGACGAACGAGUCCUCGGCCGAGAGUGCCAACCUCGAGGGUGAUGGCCCGCAGGCGGGUGCUGUCCAGAAGAAGGUCUUCUGUCUGCGACACACACCUACACGACUACGUCGGCGGUCUGCCGCCUCGCUGGAGGGCGUGGUCCUCGGCACGGGCCCCGGUGGACCGGGGGGCGUCCCGGGGAACCGAGCCCGCCUUUUGUGGCUCGAGCGUGGGGCCCUGCUGCGUUUUGACUUCGCCUCGGCCAUGCGUGCUGUGCUCCCGGCUUUUGGCCAGGCGUUUACCCAGCUGCUUGGCUACUCGGCGCCCGAUUGGCUCGGCCGGCCGACGGCCUGCUUGGGUGCUCGAACCCCCCUCCACCGGGUCCUGGCACAUUGGUACAUGCGCCGGGGCCGGACCGGUGGGAAGCCGCUGCCCGGGUCACGGGCCAUCAAUGUCGAGCUUCCUCGGCAUCCUGUUGCCCGGCACUUCCCGGUCCGGCGACUGCAUCGGCUAACCGAAUCCCUGGGCCGGCCGGACCCCACCGUGGGUCUCCCCCCACCGGUGGCUGCUCCUGGUGGGGCUCCCUUGACCCGGCGCCUGGUCACGGCACGCGCGGCACUUGGUGCGGCACGCUCGGCCGUCACCUCGAUGCUGGCUCGGGCGGCCGGGCUCCCCACUGGCAAGCCCUCGACCGUGGGUUUGGCCGCGGCGCGGGAUCUCCUGGUCAGUCGUGGCCUGGCACGGGGCCACUCGGUGGUCGCUGACACGUCCUGUGCCGACGGGCAAUCCACCAGCACCCGCCAGUCCCUCGACAGCUUGCUGGGCCUGGAAGAGGAUGAAUCCGGGUGGCUCAGUCUCCAGCCCACCAACCAUCCAGCUGAUCCUCUGCACCAGGGGCUUCCCGUGGCACUGUCUGAUGUACGUGUCUGGUUUGGAAUUGUUCCCUACUCUUAA